Molecule: messenger RNA, 1831 nt
Organism: Daphnia magna
Lineage: Eukaryota; Metazoa; Arthropoda; Branchiopoda; Diplostraca; Daphniidae
Exons: 7
Coding region: 164-1063 (299 amino acids)
Source: RefSeq, a predicted model, not a curated record
GUUCUUGCCGUCACAGUCGAUCCUUUGCCGGGCCACGAACAAGUCACGUCGAACAAAAAGGUGUUUUGUGUUUUUGAAAAGGAGGGGAAUUUUACGCAUAUGAGUGUGUCGACAAUAUUUAAACGAGGAACUAUUAAAAAGGGCAGCUCAUUGAAAAGGAGAUAUGACGAGCGGUUGGCUAUUGGCAGCAGCGCUCACGGCUCUGAUGGGUCCAGUUUGCUGUCUUAGAGUGACGGGAUUCAAGGUGCCCAAUAUAGCGCUGAUUGGAAGCGAUGUCGAACUGGACUGCUCCUUCAGCGCGGCCAGAAAUGCGAAACUCUAUUCAGUGAAAUGGUACCAGAAUCACGAGGAAUUCUAUCGCUACAUGUUCAGCGAACGGACACCCGUCACGGCAUUCACGCGUCCAGGAAUCAACGUCGACUUGGCUCGAUCGAACAACAGCAGAGUGACGCUCAAAUCGGUCAACUUUAACUCGUCGGCUACUUUCCGGUGCGAGGUAUCGGCAGACGAGCCUGACUUUGAGACCGUUUAUCGUCGAGCCAACAUGACUGUCAUCCAGGUUUCAGAAGAUGGACCGCUCAUCAACGGCCUGAGGGAUCAAUACGAGCUGAACGAGCAACUGAACGUUAAUUGCACAUCGCCGUCCAUCACGCCCAACAUCGGCACCCAUCAGACCAAACUCUCCUGGCAGCUCAACCGACAAACGAUGGACGGUCAGACGAUUCAAAUGCAGUCAGCCGAUCCUUCUCAGACCGUCAUCAACUUACGUUUGAUCCUAACCGAACGCCACUUCGAUCCAAAAACGGGUUUGCUUCGUCUUAACUGUUCGUUCACUGUCGGACGUCCGACCGCCAUUUACUUCAAUCGUAGUCUGGAACUUAGCGCCGCCCUUAUGCAUCCGACGACCGUACUCGAUCCAAGACCAACACAGCGCUCAUAUAAAAGCAAAGAUUCACGCUCUGCCUCCUAUUCUUCAGGUGGCCGACGGCAAUUUCGGCUUUCACUUGUCACGUUCCUGGCCGUCAUUCCUUACGCUUUGUGGACGUGCUGCAAUCCAUGCUGAUGGCCGUUUCCAUUUUAUCUCUUGUUUGAUUUUCAACAAGAUUUGUCUGAGGUUAAAUGUCUGCCAAAAAAAAAAAAAAAAGGAAACCCCAAUAAACAAGCAGGAAGAGAACUUACCCAAAAUGUCUAACCCGUUGUAUCUGAUGUGUCCAUCCCUCAUCGUCAUUCAACGUUUUAUUUUCAAUUUUUAUUUAAACGUUUUACAUUCGCAUUUCGAUUCAAUUUUAAAAAUCUCUUACCCUCCCCCUGACGUCCAAUUAGCUUUCUAUAUAUUAUUAUAUAAAUAUGAUUGUAUAAAAGGUGGAUAUAUCAAAAACAGCACAUCGCUGAUGGCAUCAGGUUUUUUUUUUUAAUUAGCAUGUCAACAAGCAAAAUGGGCAAGAGCCCAAGACGGAGCCAAACGAUGCGGAGGAACAAACGGACGCAGAUAAUAAAAAAGCAAAAAACUUGAAGCAAAAAUUGUCAAUGUGUAUAAUUAUUACAAUAAGGCAGUGGUUGUAUAUGUGUCAUAUCUCCUUUCAUCCCAAUCCCCCAAACGGUGUGUCAUUUGCAAGGAAGAAAAAGAUUUAAAAAAAAGGACGAAGUUGAUUGCUAAUUAUUUGGGUUAUUUUUUUCCCCCUUUGUCCUCGGCCAUAGAGAACGGAAGAACAAAAGAAUUACUGGAUAUAGAAGCGCGUGUAAUGAUGAACACUUUUCGCAUCUGUAUAAAUGAUGAUUCAAUACAUAUUUGACGGUGCUGUAACAAUAACCCCAACAUAAAAAAAGACUU